AUGUCUGCAGAGCAACUUCCUGCCCGCAUCGACCUCCUCAAGGCGGCGUUUGGCGACGCAGCCUCCAAAUUCGAGGAGAACCUGAACGAGGCUGCCAAGGUUCACUUCGAGGCCUACAAGUUCAAGCUCGAGCGCCAGAAGCCCGUCUACAAGGCCCGCGCCGAACUCGCAUCCAAGGUCCCUCAGUUCUGGUACAACUCGCUCCAGAACUGCGGCCCGAUGGCCCAGUUCAUCGACCCUGUCGACGAGGACGCGCUCAAGCACCUCAAGGAGGUGUCGAUCGAGCAUGGCGAGGAUGUUAGGGAGUUCGAGGUCAAGUUCACUUUCGGCAAGAACCCGUACUUCAAGGAGUCGGUCUUGAGCAAGAAGCUCACCCUGACGGCUCCCUCGUCCGUCACGCCCAAGCCCGAACCCGCCGCGCCCUACGACCUCGAAGCGACGACCUACCUUGCCUCCGCUACGCCCAUCAGCUGGACCUCUGCCGACCACGACUUGACAAAGAAGGCGCCUCGGUCGCUCGCGACGGACAAGGAGGAGUUUGACGAGUUUGAGGGACCGGGGAGCUUCUUCAACUGGUUCAAGGAGGAGGGCGAGGACAUCACGACUAUGGGAGAGUCCUUGCUCGAGUGGUACGGGCACGCGACCGAGUACGCUGCCGGCCUUGCGGCGGUCCACGACGACUCGGACGACCAGGGCUUUGACUUUGACGACGACUUUGACGAGAGCGAGGACGAGGACCCGAAGAAGGAGAUUGACCUGUCGGACGAGGAGAAGAGGCCCAAAAAGAAGCAGCGCAAGUAG
Molecule: messenger RNA, 801 nt
Organism: Rhodotorula toruloides NP11
Lineage: Eukaryota; Fungi; Basidiomycota; Microbotryomycetes; Sporidiobolales; Sporidiobolaceae
Product: phosphatase 2a inhibitor i2pp2a
Exons: 5
Coding region: 1-801 (266 amino acids)
Biological process (GO): nucleosome assembly
Cellular component (GO): nucleus; chromatin
Molecular function (GO): histone binding; chromatin binding
Source: RefSeq, a predicted model, not a curated record